AUGAAAGGGAUGAAAUUAAAUAAAAACCUAAAAACAAAAAAAAAGAACUUCUUAAUACAAAGUGCAUGGGAAUAUUUGUCAGUGAAGGAAAAAGAAUUAUAGUAACAAAUGAUUGUAUUGGAUGUAGUGCAUGUAUGGAUAAUUGUCCAGCUGGGGUAUUAGAAAUAGUUAAUGGAAUAUGUACAGCACCAAGAAUUGAUGAAUGUUUACAAUGUCAUUUAUGUGAAGAUAAUUGUCCGAUAAAUGCAAUUAAAGUUGAAUAA
Molecule: messenger RNA, 263 nt
Organism: Entamoeba nuttalli P19
Lineage: Eukaryota; Evosea; Mastigamoebida; Endamoebidae
Product: iron-sulfur cluster-binding protein, putative
Exons: 1
Coding region: 66-263 (65 amino acids)
Source: RefSeq, a predicted model, not a curated record